AUGAUUUUAGACUAUUUAUUUUAUCAAUCUAUCCAAUCCAGACUUCAGAAAGCAUUUGUUCAGGGCGAAAUAGCUGAUAAUAAUGCUAUCGAGUCGGUCAUUGAUGACAUAUUAUCAUCAAAUCAUGGCAAGAAAAAGGAUGCCAAAUUCGAACAAAGACUUAAUCUUUGCCAGCUGACAAAUUUAACCAUUGGUCGUACGCAUCAUGUGACAUUUUCUGCACCUUCCUACACCAUGCCUACAACGAUAAGACGACCUCAUCAUUAUUCAACCACACAUUUAUUCAACACACCGUUUCAGGCACUUUAUUGUCGUCGACACAGACGGUCGCAUUGUCCUCAAGCCUCUUGUCUGGUCAAGGGAGGUCCUGGACUAGCAGAAGCGAUUCCAGCCUUUCUAAAGACCAGUGCCAAUAUGCUACGCUCGGUACUGGAUAGUGAACACAAUGACGAUAGGAAACCCUUGCUAGUAGCAGGUCAACAAGUCAUGGGCGGUGGUAUGCCACCACGAUGGUACGAUUUAUUUCUUGAUUUGUUAACCCAAGCAGCCAUCCAAAGCUACAUGUGUGAUGGCAAAACAGGUCUCGAGACCAUUUAUGAGAUUUUCUCGUAUGGUUAUGUGGAAGACGAAGACGAAGAAGAUCAGCUUGAAGAAGAAGAUGAAGAAGAAGAAGAAGAGGAAGAAGAAGAUGAUGUAUGGACAGUGAAAGCUUCCGAUCAUCAUUUACUCUUUCCAAAGACAAGAACCAUGUUUCUAUUCAAAAUGCAAUUUCUUCAAAUAAAACACAACGAUUUAAAUAAGCAUUUCAUGGAAUUGGAAAAACUCUAUCCACUUGUAUAUUUUGAACGAAACAUGUGCGAUUUUAUUCAAAUGCUUUUGGAGGAGAUGGACAUACCUGCAUUAGAUAAGUGUGACACUAUACCAGAUAUAACAAGUCCAUUAAAAUCACCCGAGGAUUUACCCGAAAUUCAAUUUAUCCCAAGUCUCUAUAAAUACCCCAAUGACGGUUCUCUCUUGAUGCCCGAAAUACCUGAUACUGUACAUGAAGAAGAAGAUACCCAUUCAAAGAAACGUCCCGCCUUUCAUUCACAAGAUGGAAAUCACAAGAAAAUUCGUCACUUAUAA
Mucor mucedo is the source of this 1125-nucleotide messenger RNA. RefSeq lists its product as uncharacterized. The record is from RefSeq and is a predicted model, not a curated record. The coding region runs from base 1 to 1125 and encodes 374 amino acids. The transcript is spliced from 4 exons. Lineage: Eukaryota; Fungi; Mucoromycota; Mucoromycetes; Mucorales; Mucoraceae.